AUGCUAUUUUUGGCUCUAUGAUGUUAUUUAAAGUUAGAUGUGUAUUCAGUUUCUUCUCAAAUCUGUGCACGAUAAUUUAUCUUUGUGUUGAAUCUGUAAGAAAGUGAAUAAAUAACGAAUUACGCUUGAGAAAAUGGAUUCUUUACCAACAGAGGUACUAGUUCAUAUAUUUUCCUACUUGAAACCAUGUGACAGACUUGAAACAAGUUUGGUAUGCAAAAGAUGGUUACAAGUUAACAAUUGCUUAGACCUUCUGAAGGAUAUUCAUCUGACCAUUUAUGAACCUUGUUUUCUGCCUGACCAACUGUCGCGAAAUUUUUCUUCAUUCAAAUUCAGAAGAAUUGUUAUUGAUUGCAAUUUCGUUGCACUUUUGAAGCUCUUAGGUAGACAACUUUACUACUUAUCACUUGGUGACUGUGAUUUCAGUAGAGAACUUGAUGACUUUGAUGGAAAAGUCGAUUACUUGAAUAACUUGAAGAUUCUUGAAAUAACACAGACCAGUGCAUUUUACUUGUUUUCUUCAUUACCACUUCUUGUUGAGUUGUAUCUAUAUACUGAGUUUUCGAUUUCGGAUCAAACCCUCUUGAGAUUUAAAUAUAUGAUGCCAAAGCUUAGGGUGUUUUUUUUAUCGUGUGAUAUCUGUUUUGAUAAAAGAGCUUACAAAAGAUUUUAUCCAAACGAAAUAAACGUAGAGACUAAUCCAUCUCCUAUGGUGCUCAGCUUUCCAGCUGUUGAAUUUUAUAUCCGUGAAAGGUCCCGGACUCUUCAGGUAUUGGGAUUUGACCACACUUCCAUCUCAGCUGCAGCUCUGAGUGCAAUAUCGAACAUAGAAAACCUUCAGCUUCAGAAAAUAUCGCUGAGGGAUUGUAAAGAAUGCGGAAAAGGGCUCGAAGAUCUAUUCCGAAAUCAAACACAGUUGAAGGAAGUGAACUUAAAUGGUGUACGAGAAAUUCUGAGUGAUGCGGUGAAAGCUAUGUGCUUAUUACCCAAUUUGCGUAAAGUUAAGGUAAGCGAGUCACAAUACAUAACAAGAUUUAGUGCAGAACGAAUUUUCCAACUAUCCAAACUAGAGGAAAUUGACUUUUCUAAGUGUAAAGACAUCACUGUCAAUGGCUUUGAUCUUGCCACUUCUCAAUUAAAAGCUUUUAAACUGAAAGUUAUAAAUCUGAGUUCCUGCAAUAUUGGCAGCAAGGCAAUUUCAAAAUUGAUAAACUCUUGCAGAUAUCUCACUUUCUUGGAUUUAAGUGAUUGUGAAGUCUCGGACCAGAAUGUGAAUGAGAUGUCAAGAAUGCUUGCUCUUCUGACGUACCUUAAACUAAGCAGAUGCAGAGGUAUUACUGAUUUGGCUUUGACUGGAUAUUCAAAUUGUGAUAUGAAAGAGGAGCAGGAAAAAAAUAUGUCUUUGCCUGAAGAUUCAAACCCGAAAAUGAAUGUAAAAAAGAACGAAAAUUGGUCUCUGUCUAAUAUCAAGGGACUGAAAAAAUUGUACUUAAAUGACUGUCACCAAAUUACCAGUGUUGGGAUUGUGGAAGGCUUGAAGCUACAAGAGCUAGAUACUUUAGAUAUAAGAGGUUGUAGCAUUUCCGCUAAUGUAGUGUGUAACUUAAGAACACAAAACCCAAAUUUAGAUAUAAUUUUUGACACAGAGUCAGGCCCAGAGUGGCUGAUUCUGUAGCCUUAAAGAUGCUGAAAGGGGCCCUUGCUGGGACGUCCAACAGCCCCCCCCCCCCCCCCCCCGUGUCAAAUUUUUGAAAGUUAUGUGCCAGGAAAGCAUAUUUUGUUC
Messenger RNA from Uloborus diversus, 1783 nucleotides. RefSeq lists its product as uncharacterized. The transcript has 2 exons. Bases 134 to 1675 code for a protein of 513 amino acids. Gene Ontology annotation, molecular function: protein binding. NCBI's taxonomy places the organism in Eukaryota, Metazoa, Arthropoda, Arachnida, Araneae, Uloboridae. Gene Ontology annotation, cellular component: SCF ubiquitin ligase complex. The record is from RefSeq and is a predicted model, not a curated record. Gene Ontology annotation, biological process: SCF-dependent proteasomal ubiquitin-dependent protein catabolic process.